GCGAGUCGGGCGUGGGCGCUGCAGCAUAGCAAUCGCUGCGGGGAGUUUGUGCCUGCUGUGGCAUUGAUUCGCGCCAGAGCGAGCUGCGCAACAGGCUGCGAAACUCUCGCGUUGGGAAGGCUGGCCGCAUAGACUAUCUCCCAGCGCCGACUCGGGAGGCAGCAGCGCCGCAGCGAUCGACGCCGUCGACGCGCCACCUCACAGGACGUCCUACCGCAUUAGUCGCAAGGCGCAGGAUCGACAGGACGAGCAUGGCCCAAGUCUGGUGCGUCUACGACGUCCAGGGCGACCGCGACGCCGGCGAAAACGCCUUUGAAGUGUUUUGUAGUGAUCCGGAUGCCCCAACGCUCGCUGAAUUGCAACGCUCGUGCCCCUUCACGUCCACGGGCGGCGACUGGCGCUGGCGGGCGAAGGUGGCUGAUGACGUCUUCGGCUACUGCUGGCGCGACGUCCGGGACGCGCACGAGCCUGUGGGCGCCGAGCAAAGCGGCGAUGCGCUCGUCGUGCGCAUGCGGGUGGUCGAUGUGUCUCCACAAGCCAUCGCGCGGCGCCGGCUGAAACCAGGCAGAAUGCCGCGGGCGCGGCGCGCCGCCAAGGGCUACGCCGAUGCUCCGACUGGAGGCGGCCGCGCGACGUGGGAGGAAGCGAGUCGCGCGAACGGCUCAAGAGCGCACGUGCCGCCGCCCUCGCAAAGAGCGCCGCCGCCGAAGCCGCCUCCUAGAAAACCUUCACUGGACAUGGUCGACCUCGGCGCCGCGCCUGAACCACCAAAAAAGAAUGCCCAGUCCCUCUCGCAAGACACCGUCCAACAGCUCGUGAGGGAGGGCAAGAUGCGCUGGGACGACGUGGACCAGCGCUACGUCGCCGUCGAGGUCGUCGAAGAGGUUCGUAUCGGUAUCCAGGCCGUGUCUAUUGGGAACGAGGACUUGUCCUCGAAGGCUCCCGAGGUGCAGCAGGCCAUCCUCGAGCGGAGGCAGGCCUUACAAGAUGCGCAGGAGGAGAAGCGGGCUAGACUAAGGGCGCAGCGGUCCGCCGCCGAGAGCGAGGCCGACGCGCAAAUCGCUCUCAAAGCGCAACUGGAUCCUCAGUUAAAGCGGUGGAGCGAGGACCACGGCAAGAAGAAGAACAUCCGGGCGCUAUUGGCGGGCAUGGACCAGGUCAUGUGGGAGGGGAGCGGCUGGAAACCCAUCUCGAUAGGCGACCUGCUCGAGCCGAAGAAGGUCAAGCGGGCCUACUACAAGGCGUCGCGCUUCGUGCACCCGGACAAGCUCGUUAAUUUAUCGAUCGAGCAGCGCUUCGUCGGGAAGCGGAUCUUCGAUGCCUUGUCCCAGGCGUACGCGGAGUUCGAGGAGAGCGGGAUGGGGUGAGUAGGUGUGUGUUGUUU
Pelagomonas calceolata is the source of this 1384-nucleotide messenger RNA. Lineage: Eukaryota; Pelagophyceae; Pelagomonadales; Pelagomonadaceae. The record is from the annotation of a GenBank genome assembly.